AUGCAUAGAAUUUUGAGACAAGUCGCGACAAGACGAGUUGCCAAUUACAGCCUUUUACGCCGAUCCAUCACGAGUAUAAAACCAUUGGCUCGACCCACCCAGCCGCUUCUCUUACAAUUACAAGCAAGACGCUUUCCCUUAUUUCAAAGAAACAUGACCACCUAUAAGGAAACACCCUUUUUAAAAUGGAAACUGUUUCCUGACUUCCAACACUUGGUUGAUCAAACCUCACCUGCCAUUGCCGUACCAGCUUUUGAAAAAAUUAUUGAAGCUGCGAAAGAACAAUUUGUUCAAAUCGAAAAGACUUUUGAGCCUACUUGGGAUGGCACUAUUGGUCAAUUGACCGAACUGGAAGACGAAGUAUCUAGAGCCUUUGGUAUUCUCUCUCAUUUAAAUGGUGUCAAGAAUUCCGAUGACGUUCGCUCUACACUUGAAAAGAUUCAGCCUGAGUUUGUUAAAUUAGGCUUACAAAUGAAUCAAUCCGAGCCUAAGUUUAAAGCCCUCGAAAGUUUACGUAAUACACCUUCUGCCUGGUCAAAAUUAGAUGCUGUGCAACAACGUAUCAUUGACCACACUUUACGCGAUAUGAAGCAUGCGGGUAUUGGAUUUGCUGCUGGAUCUGCUGAAAAGAAGCGAUUCAAUGAGAUUUCUGAACGUUUAUCUCAAUUAUCUUUAUUGUUCGGUAACAACGUAUUGGAUGCCACCAAGGCAUUCAAGCAUGUCGUAACAGACGUAUCUGAGUUAUCGGGAUGCUCGCCUACCUUUUUGGAAACCCUCAAGAAAAAUGCGGAACGUCUUGGUGUAGAAGGUUAUUGUAUCACUUUAGAUUUCCCUAUUUACGGUCCCUUCAUGAUGAACUGUAACAACCGUGAAUUACGUGAAAAAAUUUACAAGGCAAACAUCACCAAGGCAUCCGAAGGUGCCAUCAACAAUGAACCGGUCAUUAACGAAAUUUUGACCUUGAAGGGUGAAAAAGCCAAAUUGUUAGGUUAUGAAACGCCUGCUGAUCUUUCUUUAUCGGUCAAAAUGGCCCAAUCCGUAUCUGCCGCUGAAUCCUUAUUAAAUGGUCUUUUCCAAUCCUCCGUCCCUCACGCCAAACAAGAAUUAAUUGACCUGACCAAAUUUGGCGAGGAAAAAUUGAACCAACCUACACCUUUGCAACCUUGGGAUCUUGGUUACGUUACAGAGCAAUACCGUAAAGAAUUAUUCAAAUAUGACGAAGAAACCAUUUCCGAAUACUUUGCUUUCCCCAAGGUCUUAAACGGUUUAUUCGAUGUCGCUAACGAAGUUCUUGGUAUUCAAGUCCGUGAGUUACAAGCAUCUGAAAUGUCUCAAAAGGGUAUCACGCGCUGGCAUGAGGAUGUCAAGGUCUUUGAGGUGGCCGAACAAGGUCAAGUCAAGGCCUACUUUUAUGGUGAUUUCUACUCUCGUCCUUCUGAGAAACGAAGCGGUGCUUGGAUGGAUGUAGUUACUACACGUUUUAAACACGCUACAGACGAGACCACCUUACCCGUUGCUUACUUGAUCUGUAAUCAAGCUGCUCCUCAAUCCGAUAGCCAACCUUCUUUGAUGAAGUUCCGUGAUGUCGAAACUCUCUUCCAUGAGUUCGGACAUUGCUUGCAACAUAUGAUGACUACCGUCGACUAUGCACCCGCCUCAGGUAUCAAUGGCAUUGAGUGGGAUUUUGUUGAAGUUGCUUCACAAUUCAUGGAGAACUUCUGUAGUGAACCUGAAUGGAUCGAUCGUCUCUCUGGUCAUUACAAGACGGGCGAAAGCAUGCCUCAAGAUAUGGUCAGUGCACUUGUAAAAGGAAGAGAAUUUAUGAGUGGUUUAGCCACGUUGCGUCAAAUUCAUUUCUCCAAGGUGGAUUUGGCCUUACAUUCACGUUUCAAGCCUCCCACCGGUCCCAAUGAACCCACCGUUUUUGAUGAGGAUGCCAAAAUUGCAAAGGAAACUGUGUUAACACCCCGCUUAGCUGAAGAUCGUUUCUUGUGUAGUUUCAGUCAUAUCUUUGGUGGUGGGUACAGUGCAGGUUACUAUAGUUAUAAAUGGUCUGAGACCUACUCGGCCGAUGCUUAUGCAGCUUUUGAAGAAGCGAAGGCUAAACAAGGUAUCCAAGGUGUUAAAUCAAUGGGUAAGCAUUACCGAGAUACUAUCUUAGCUUUGGGUGGUGGUACUGCUCCUAGAGAUGUGUGGAAGCAAUUCAGAGGAAGAGAUAAUGUAGAUAUCAGUGCUUUACUUCGUCAUUCGGGUUUGGCUAAAUAA
This is a messenger RNA of Mucor mucedo, 2265 nucleotides long. RefSeq lists its product as uncharacterized. Gene Ontology annotation, molecular function: metalloendopeptidase activity. The transcript is spliced from 2 exons. Lineage: Eukaryota; Fungi; Mucoromycota; Mucoromycetes; Mucorales; Mucoraceae. The record is from RefSeq and is a predicted model, not a curated record. Gene Ontology annotation, biological process: peptide metabolic process; proteolysis. The coding region runs from base 1 to 2265 and encodes 754 amino acids.